AUUUGGACGUGAAGAAGUUGAAAGAAGGGACUGAGUGGGCUUCCCUGACCACUCUUCUCCGCCUCCUGUCCCGGUACCUCAGCCCAUCCUCCACCUCCGCUCCACGAUGCGGGCAUCCUGGUGCCCGGGACUGUCGCUCCUGCUCUCCUUUGUUGCAGGUGGUUUUGUUAAAACGGCAGCCAGCUCAAGAAGUCACAGAUCACUAGCAUUUGCAGACCAGCCUGGGAUCUGUCACUAUGGCCCUAAACUGGAAUGUUGCUAUGGAUGGAAAAAGAACAACAAAGGACUCUGUGAAGCUAUCUGUGAUCAUGGGUGCAAGUAUGGCGAAUGUGUAGGGCCAAACAAAUGCAAAUGCUUUCCUGGAUUUACCGGAAAAACUUGUAAUCAAGAUAUGAAUGAAUGUGGACUGAAACCUCGCCCUUGUAAGCACCGAUGUAUGAACACCCAUGGCAGCUACAAGUGUUAUUGUCUCAGUGGCUACAUGCUGAUGCCUGAUGGCACCUGUUCCAAUUCCAGGACAUGUGCCAUGACAAACUGUCAGUAUGGCUGUGAAAAUGUGAAAGAUGAGGUACGAUGUUUGUGUCCAUCAGCCGGGCUACAAUUGGGACCUAAUGGAAGAGCCUGUAUAGAUGUUGAUGAAUGCUCGUCUGAUAAAGUUCUCUGCCCCUAUAAUCGGAGAUGUGUGAACACAUUUGGGAGCUACUACUGCAAAUGCCACAUUGGUUUUGAACUGAAAUACAUCAGUGGGAGAUAUGACUGUGUAGAUAUAAAUGAAUGUUCUACAAAUACCCACAAAUGCAAUAUUCAUGCUGACUGCCUUAAUACCCAAGGUGCUUUUAAGUGCAAAUGUAGACAGGGAUAUAAGGGCAAUGGACUUCAUUGUUCUGCUAUUCCUGAAAAUUCUGUGAAGGAAAUCUUCCGAGCACCUGGAACUAUUAAAGAUACCCUCAAGAAGUUGCUUGCUCAUAAGAACAGUGUUAAGAAGAAUGAAGAAAUAAAGAAUGUGAUCCCAGAACCUGCUGUGACUCCAUCUACCAAGGUUCUCUUGCAGCCAUUUCAUUAUGAAGAUAGCAUUCAGACUGGUAGAGCCUAUGAUGAAAAGUUGAAAGAACAUGAAAAUACCAAGAGAGAAGAAGGAAUGGAGGAAGAGGAAGGUCAGAUUGACCUCAAGAACCAAAUUGAUCCUGAGAAAAGCCUUAGAGGAGAUGUGUUCUUCUCCAAGGUUAAUGAAGCGGUUCCAUUUGAUCUAUUCCCAGUCCAGAGAAAAGUUGUAACUUCAAAUUUAGAACACAAAGAUUUAAAUUCAUCAAUUGACUGCAACUUUGAUCAGGGCAUUUGUGAUUGGAUACAGGAUACAGAUGAUGAUUUUGACUGGAAUCCUGCUGAUAGAGAUAAUGCUGUUGGGUAUUACAUGGUAGUCCCAGCUUUUGUAGGACAUAAGAACGAUGUUGGCCGUUUGAUACUUCUCCUUUCCAACCUUCAACCCCAAAACAGCUCCUGCCUAAUGUUUAAUUAUCGACUUGCUGGAGAAAGAGUGGGGACACUUAGAGUGUUUGUGAAAAGUAAAAACAAUACUCUUGCCUGGGAAGAGACCAGCAGUGAGGAUGGAAGGUGGAGGACUGAGAAAAUUCAACUGCAUCAUGAAAUUGAGACUACCAAGAGUGUAAUUUUUGAAGCAGAACGUGGCAAGGGCAAAACUGGAGAGAUUGGCUUAGACACUGUCUUAUUAGUUUCAGGCAUAUGUCCUGAACUUCUUUAA
This is a messenger RNA of Antechinus flavipes (yellow-footed antechinus), 1759 nucleotides long. RefSeq names its product EGF like domain multiple 6 (gene EGFL6). NCBI's taxonomy places the organism in Eukaryota, Metazoa, Chordata, Mammalia, Dasyuromorphia, Dasyuridae. The transcript is spliced from 12 exons. The record is from RefSeq and is a predicted model, not a curated record. Gene Ontology annotation, molecular function: calcium ion binding. The coding region runs from base 107 to 1759 and encodes 550 amino acids. Gene Ontology annotation, cellular component: membrane.